Messenger RNA from Caenorhabditis briggsae, 1317 nucleotides. The record is from RefSeq and is a predicted model, not a curated record. Bases 1 to 1317 code for a protein of 438 amino acids. NCBI's taxonomy places the organism in Eukaryota, Metazoa, Nematoda, Chromadorea, Rhabditida, Rhabditidae. The transcript is spliced from 10 exons.
AUGUCGGAGUCACAUCGCAUCGAAAUUCCGAUUGAGGGAGGCGAUUUCGACUAUGAUGAAGACAAUAUUCAAGAACUCGAUCAUUUCGACAUUGGUGAGGAGGAGGACCCGGAGGAGGUCACCGCCGGCGAGGCCGGAGUGUGGCAGGACCCCAUAGAAACCGUUCCCUUGUCCCGUCAAAAACGAAAAAGGGCAUCCAAGAAGGUGGGAAGGAAGCGGAAGGGAGAAAUCUUCCACAUUCCGAAGCGACAACCGCCACGUGCAUCCAGGGCUAAAUCCUAUCAACAAUACGACACUUUCGAUGAGAUUCUAGAGGAUUCUGAACAGAAUACUACUGUAGAAGGCGUGGAAGACGUGGAAGAUGGCGUCGUGGUGGAGGAUGACGAAGAGGAUUCCGAUCCAGAAGUCAUCGAUGAAAAUGGAGAACCAUCGACAUCAAAAACCUGGAGAGUCUUCGUUCGAAAAGAUGGUACCGGAAUGCACUUUGACUGGCCAAUCUAUAUGGAUACUGCGGUUUCACUGAAAGAAGUGGUGCAAUUCUUCUCCAACGACACCGCUCAACAACAUUUCCAAAAGUCGGAGAUGUGCGAUUCGAUUCCGCAGGAAUUCACGAAUACGGGGACCUUUAUCAUCCAUUUCGAAGAGGAUGCAUUGAUGGGGAAGGAGGAGAUCUGUGAUGAUGGACUAGGCACGUGGAAUUCCGCUCAAAUGUUUGUGAGGAAGUAUAUAAUUGGAGGGAGGAAUGGGGCGGAUAGACCGUUGGCCACACAGAAGAACGAUCAUAAUUUGAAGAUCGUGUGUGAGCAAUUCAUCCAUCCGGGAACCGAUACUCGUGGUGAUUUCAUUCGACGCAUCUAUACAGGAUUCGACAAAGACGAGCACAUGAUUCCGUAUGUGAUCAUUUGCUAUGAAUGGAUGGGACAACCCCAUCCACUGACCGUUUAUGAGGACCAGAACGACAAACAGCAGCAGCAGUUUGAGCAGCAUCAGACGUGGAAGAAAUGCUCGAAUCCCGACGAACAAGUGCCCAUCUUGGCACGCCACGCCUACGACUACAACUCGGCCAUCGCCAUACUGUUAUCGUCGCAAAAGUGUCAAAAGUCUUUUUGGACCAUUUUCAGCCAAUUUUGGACCAUUUUAAGCCAGUUUUGGACCAUUUUAAGCCAGUUUUGGACCAUUUUAAGCCAGUUUUGGACCAUUUUCAAGCCAAAUUUGGACCAUUUUUUAAUUUCAGGUCUUUUUGGACCAUUUUCAGCCAAAUUUGGGCCAUUUUCAGCUGAUUUUAGACUAUUUGAAGACGAUUUUGGACCAUUUUAA